CCCAAGCAAAAGCGUUGAUUCUUAUUUACUAGAUUUAUGUGUAAUUGUUAACUAACUUGGUGUAGCUGGAAUUCUAUUAUGGGACAACUAUCAGCAUUCCAUUAAUUCAACAUCACGAAAUUCAGACUAGAAAUCCUUCCUGUUUACACAAAAUCGACCAAAGCCAAAGACCAUGGCGUCCACAUCGACAACAGAUUUAGAUUCCCAAGUGAAUGUGGAAGAUUUGCCAUUAACAUUUAAGGUAAAAUACAUCGGCUCCGAAGUGGCGCGUGGUCUGUGGGGCAUCAAAUAUACUCGCCGUCCGGUGGAUAUUAUGGUUGGCGUAGCCAAAAGUCUACCACCCAACAAAGUCUUACCACAAUGUGAUCUCAAAGUAUCGACCGAAGGCGUUAGCCUGCAAAUCAUAACACCAAAAUCAAAUUUGAAUAAUUGGAAAUAUCCAAUCGAUACGAUUUCGUAUGGUGUGCAAGAUUUAGUGUAUACACGCGUAUUCGCAAUGAUUGUGGUGAAGGAUGAACAAAACCCACAUCCUUUCGAGGUGCAUGCCUUCGUGUGUGAUAGUCGUGCGAUGGCGCGGAAGCUUACCUUUGCACUAGCGGCAGCAUUUCAAGAUUAUUCGCGGCGAGUGAAGGAGAGUGGUGAAAAAUCUGGGACAGAUAAUAUUACAACACAACGACAGAAAUUCGCAAUCGAUUUGCGUACACCCGAGGAACUGCAAGAGGGAGCCAAUGAAGAGACGGAGGCCUAGGCUUGCAGCGGCUUGAAUGAGAUGUCAAGUGCGUGCUUUGGUAUCUGUAAAGCAGCUAAAAGGUAUUUUUUACUCGAGUCACAAGGUGGAUAAAUAGUGAGGGCUGGAACUAAAAUAUUUUUGCUCUUUUUAAAGCAACUAUUAAAUUGCAUUUUUGUAUAUAUGUAUGUAUCUAUAUGUACACAAGUCAACGGUUAAUUCCGUUCGAGUUUGAAAUUUCAGUAGGAAAUAAGCUUAAAUAUUCUAUCAAAUAGCGACUAUUUCCAUAUUCUUAAGUUUAAACAAAAUAUUUCCAAUAUUUUUAAUAAUUUAUUAAAAAAGGUAUGUAUAUUUUCACUUUUUUGUACAGUGGAGCAAAAUAAUGUUUUCUUUAACUAAUUUUUGUGUUUUUCAUAUAUAUUUUUGCUACUUUGUAUUUCAAUUUUACUUUAUGGCUGCUAGAAACAAGAUAUAAACAAACGGAUAUGAAAGCCUAAAAGGCUGCUUUUUUUCAAGAAUUCGAAAAUAGAAAGUACAACCAAACCAAGCGCCUACAAGUCACUUGAUUUUCUUCUAUCAGAUGAAGGGUAGCAUACUUUAUGAAUUUGUUUCCGCUUUCAUAAAAAUAUUUUGAUGUUAAAGCUGUUAUUGAAUUAUAUUAAAAAUUUUAAAUUAAAUUUUUUACUUAUAUAAAUAAGUAAGUAUAAUUACCGUUAAAUCCGAGCGGAAAAGUGCAUUAACGUACUUUUGUUGCAUAUUAUUAUAGAACAUUUAUUUCAAAAUUAGAUUUUUACAAUAUUUUUUUUUUUUUGGUUAAAAUUUUGAUCGAUAAAAACUUUACGCAAAGCAACUUAAACAGUUAAUCAAAAAUCACUAUAGAAUGAGGUGUAAAGCAAACUUGAUAAAGAAUGAAUUAUAAACCAAAGUAUUUAUAAUGUGAUUGUAAGCAAAGUUUUUUUUUAUAGUUAA
This is a messenger RNA of Rhagoletis zephyria (snowberry fruit fly), 1696 nucleotides long. RefSeq lists its product as uncharacterized. Lineage: Eukaryota; Metazoa; Arthropoda; Insecta; Diptera; Tephritidae. The record is from RefSeq and is a predicted model, not a curated record.